Helianthus annuus (common sunflower) is the source of this 1366-nucleotide messenger RNA. RefSeq lists its product as uncharacterized. The coding region runs from base 1 to 1209 and encodes 402 amino acids. The record is from RefSeq and is a predicted model, not a curated record. Lineage: Eukaryota; Viridiplantae; Streptophyta; Magnoliopsida; Asterales; Asteraceae. The transcript has 2 exons.
AUGGAACCCAAAAUUCAUCCCGCUGCAACCGUAACCAAUAUUAAAAGCCUGAUUCCUGUCGUUCUCGAGAUGGAAUCCGGGCAGUAUGCUUCCUGGUCCGAACUGUUUAAGAUUCAGUGUCGCGCAUCCCUUGUUAUCGACCACCUCUCACCCCGCACUUCCUCCUCCUCUGGUCCAACCAAAGCAGCCGAUAAAGACACAACCGAUACAACGAAGGAAUCUCAAGUCGAUGACUCCUGGGAUCGCUUGGACGCCAUUGUGCUCCAAUGGAUUUACGCCACUAUCUCUAACGAUCUCCUGCACACUAUUCUUAAACCGAACACGACUGCGUACGAUGCUUGGAAGACACUUGAAGGUAUUUUUCAGGACAACAAAAGUUCUCGAUCCAUCCAUCUUCUGCACAAAUUCUCGAACACACGUCUUGAUGGGUUCCCUAACGUCUCGGCAUAUUGCCAGCAACUCAAGGUGCUCGCCGAUCAACUCGCUAAUGUCGGCAGUCCAGUCGAUUACGAUCGCUUGGUCCUUCAACUCAUCGCGGGCCUCAACGAUCAGUAUGCGGGCAUCGCUACCAUUCUUCAGCAACAGGAUCCAUUACCGAAUUUUUAUGAAGCUCGCUCCAAGGUCAUGCUCGUCGAAUCUCGUAAGGCUGAACAAGCGCUCCUUAUGGCUCAAACUGCGGGCACCGCGUUAAAUGCAAACUCCAACAUGUCACAACCGCCGGCGAAUAGCAAUGACUACCGGCACAAUCCUGAUAGACACCGGGGCCGCGGACGUUCACGAGGCCGAGGCAGAGGACGGAAUAGCUGGGGCCGCGGCCGCCACAACAACACCUACAACCCGCAGACUGGCUGGCCCAAUCAGCUGCCCGUCUGGCCCAACUCAGCCCAACAUCAAUCCUGGAAUGGGCCUGCCGCUCCUCAGCCCGCCUCCCCCCAACAGUGGGCCGCAUCACAGACUCACUCAUGGGUCUCCUCUCCUUGCCCAUAUCCCACAGCUCCCUCCCGGCCCAAUUCGGUAAACAACACUAGCGGCAGUGGGCUUCUUGGACCAAGGCCCACUCAAGCACACAACGCCUAUGCCCCAACCGAUAUUGAACAGGCGUUAUACACCAUGUCGCUCAAUCAACCGGACCCCAACCUGUACAUGGACACGGGUGCAACAGGAUUACAAGACCCGGAUCCCUAUCCUCCGGUGCAACAGCAGCGGUGAUCUAUACCCUCUCACGCUUGGAUCCGGGACAACCAGCACACCUUCCACUUUUGCAGCCAUCUCCUCCCAACUUUGGCACCAACGUCUUGGUCAUCCAGGACGCCCAUCUUUGCAUUAUUUAAAACAAUCUACUUUUAUUGAUUUUAGUAAACAUAAU